UAGGGAAUUAUCUUGAGAAGAAAGAAGUCCGCACCCAUCUAACAGAGAUAUGGCAAAGAAACGAUUUAGAACUUGCAAUCUUGAGAUUGAGUCCCAGAACAAGCGAUCAAAUGGCUCUUCACAGCCUAGCCAGUCAAAUAACUCUUCACAGCCUAGCCAGCCAAAUAACCCUUCACAGCUGAACGCACCAAGUGGAACUUCACAACCUAGUCACUCAAUUGGCUCUCCACAGCUGGACAGGCCAAAUAGAACUUCACAACCUAGUCGUUCAAAUGCCUCUUCACAGCUUAAUCGGCCAAAUGGAACUUCACAGCCUAGUCGAUCAAAUGCCUCUUCACAACCUAGUUGGUCACAUCCCUCCUCACAUGCUCCAUCACAUGUUCCACACGCUCAACCUCAAGAAUCAGAGGUUAACCCUCAGUUUGAAGAUGAUUUAGAUGAGGACUGGUUAAGGGAAGAAGAAAUGCAACGUACAGAUGCAUUGACCAAGCGAAACACGCGGGGAAUUACACGUAUGGUUGAAGUGUGGAAUUUGACACCAGAAGAACGCAUUAUGCUCACCUUCAACAAGGAUUUGCAGGCUAUUUCUACAGAGGGUGGUAUGUUCAGUCGCUUCAUAGGCACCAUUGCUAGGAAGCCACAUUUAUGCCCAAUUAAGUACAAGAAUUGGCAUGAAGUGCCAGAUCAGUAUAAAGAAGAUUGUUGGAAUAUUAUUGAGUCCAAGUUUGCCAUUCCUUAAGAUGAGAGAAGGGAUAUGAUUAGGCAUCGAACAUUGAAGUCAAUGGGAGAGAAAUGGAGAAAUUGGAAAUGUAGUUUAAAAGCAAAGUACUAUGAUGAGACAAAGACAGCAGCACAGAUAGUAGCUACUGCGCCUUCAACAGUUAACCGUGAGCACUAUGCUGACCUUGUCGCGUAUUGGUUUUC
Molecule: messenger RNA, 924 nt
Organism: Camellia sinensis
Lineage: Eukaryota; Viridiplantae; Streptophyta; Magnoliopsida; Ericales; Theaceae
Source: RefSeq, a predicted model, not a curated record